This is a messenger RNA of Vitrella brassicaformis, 6006 nucleotides long. Lineage: Eukaryota; Vitrellaceae. The record is from the annotation of a GenBank genome assembly.
AUGGAGGGCAUGUCGGCUGCCGACGCUUCUGUGUGCAUCGUCAAGCCCGAGAAGGACUACCGCGACUAUCGGUAUGUGAAGCUCGACAACGGGCUGAUGGGCGUGCUGAUCUCUGACGACAAAUGCGACAAGGUGAGAGAAGAGGAGAGGAAAUGAACAAAGGAAGGGAGAUCCGACUCCCACGUGUCAAACAGUGUGUUGGCUGACACUGUGAGAUCUCUCGUUGGCGACAGAGAGGGAGAUGGCAUUAUGGUGUCAUGUGUCUGUCUGUGUCAUUUGUGUGUGAGGCUGCGUGUGCCAUGGACGUGCACGUGGGCAGUUGUCUAGACCCCAAGGAGCUGCCGGGACUCGCCCACUUCCUCGAGCAUAUGCUCUUCCUCGGUAAGUACGUCUGCCAAGUGUCUGUGUGGCAACACACACAGACACACACACACGUCUGUCUGUGUGCCUGUUGCUGACGCGCGUGCUGUGUGUGUGCAUGCACGUGUGUCAGGCACCCAGAAGUAUCCCGAUGAGACGGAGUACAGUCAGUAUCUGCAGAAGCAUGGCGGCGACAGCAACGCGUUCACCGCUGACGACGACACCUGCUACUACUACACCGUCGCUCCCGAGUCGUUCGAGGGCGCAUUAGACCGCUUCGCGCAGUUCUUCCUUCCCCAGCAGCCGCUCUUUACAGAAUCGGCCGCAGAGAGGGAACUGCACGCAGGUCGGUCCACACACACACACACACACACACACAGAGAGAGAGAGAGAGAUGAGUAUCAAUGUGUGUGGGUGUGUAGUCGACUCGGAGCACAGCAAGAACCUGCAGGCACGCACACACCCCCGCGCCAUCGUGCAUCCGCCGCAUGCAGCCAUAUUUGUGUGUUGGCUGUGCAGAGUGACAUGUGGCGGUUCCACCAGCUGCUGCGCGACUCGUGCAACCCCGAGCACCCGCUCAACAGAUUCGCCACAGGUGAAACGACACACGUGCGCACGUGUUGUUGUGUGGAUGGAUGGAUGGAUGGGUGCAGGCAAUCUGAAGAGUCUGCGUGACGACCCUUUUACGCUCCACAAGAUCGACCAGAAGGGCGUGCGGGAGGCGCUGCUCAAAUUCCACGCCGAGCAUUACUCCUCCCACAAGAUGGCCAUCGUCAUGAUCAACAAAAUGCCGCUCGACGAACUGGAAAAGGUGCGCGUGUCAUCAGAAUCCACACAGCCAAACUCAUUGUCUGUGUGUGUGCAGUUGUUUCGCCACUACUUCUCCAGUGUCGAGAGCAAAGCGAUGAGCCAGCAGCAGCAGCAGCAAGAUGCCACACAGACACACGUGCUGCCCUUCCGGCGCGAAGACCUGGGUGGGCAUAUGGACACCCACACACACACAAGAACACCCACUGACUGACUCAGCCGUCUCUCUGCCCUGUGGGUACCCUACACAGGCCGUUUAGUCUAUGUGCUGCCCGUGCGCACCACGCAGCAGAUCGACUUCGAGUGGUUCCUCAAAGAGCAGGUCAAGUCGGUCACACACACAUAUAUCACUCCCACGCCGCAAGGCAGCCGAUCGAAUUAAGCAUGUGUGUGUGCGGUGCAGACGCCUCUGUACCUGUCCAAGCCGGCGGGUUACUGCUCCCACGUGUUGGGCCACGAGGGCAAGGGCUCCCUGCUGUCCCGGCUGAAGGCGGAGGGGCUCGCCACAGAACUGGUGGCAGGUGAGUGCGGUGUGCGUGGCUGGCAAGACAGAAGACCGAGACAGAGAUGGAUGGACUCAUGUGUGUGUUGUGUGUGUGUAGGCAGCAGCUUUGAGGCGGCGGGGGUGUAUGGGUUCAGUGUGCAGGUCACACUCACCCCCAAAGGGAGCGAGGAGCAGGGACUCAUCAGGUCGGUCGGUCUGUCCGUCUGUCUGUCCGUCACGCACACACACAAAGGUGUUAGUUAUGUGAAUGUCUUUGUCUGUCUGUCUGUCUGUAUGUGUGUGACACACACAGGGUGGGUCAGCUUCUCUUCGCCUUCAUCCGGUGAGUGGGUGGGUGAGUGCAUUCCCCGCCACCUCACCCACACCCACACCACACCGACCCACUCGAUGAGUGCGUCCGUCCAAUCAUGUGUGUCGUCAGGAUGAUGGCGUCGAGUGACGACGCUGCCCACGCGACAGUGUUCGACGACCUCAUGCGCAUGAGCGACAUCUCCUUCAGAUUCAGAAGCACUCCUGACCCGGGCAGCCAGGUGGUGAACAUUGCCAGUGCGCUGCACCGAUACCCGCCAAAAGAGUGAGGACUCAUCCGCAGCACAGAGACACUUGUGUGCGGCACAUGGAAUGCAAUUGCUGCAUGCAGCGUCAUGUCGGGCCAGUCGCUCUUCUACAAGUUCGAGCCGGCCCUCAUCCGCGAGGUGCUGUCGCACUUCACGUGUGAAAACCUGCGGUGCGUCGUGGUUGACAGCUCAGGUGAAAGCAUAUGUUUGUUGGGUGCAGACACACGCACAUCCGUAGAAAGCCAUGUGUGUGUGUGUGUGUGUGUGUGUGUAGGCCGUUACAACGACAUGUGUGUGAGCGAGGCGCCGUGGUAUGGCACCAAGCACUGCAGCCAACAGAUCCCACAAAGAUGGAGAGAUGCAUGGUGACCAUCCCCCGCCCUCCCUCCCUCCCAGCCACCCACCCACACACCUGCCUGUAUGUCUGGUUGCUCCCAUACGCAACACAACACAGGGGCUCGCCAGGUUCAGUUGAUCUCUCAGCUCCCACUGCCAUGCACCUGCCCAAGAGCAACCCCUUCCUCCCUCAAGACCUCGCCCUCAGACCAUUCAAUGGGGUGAACGAACGCUGGCACAGGCAGACAGACAGACACCCACACACUCUCACAGACCUACGUGUCUUUAUUGUCUUCCUCUCCACGUCCACAGGACACGACAGCGGCCCGCUGGCCUGAGAGGGUCCCAUGCCCCGGCUACGACAAGAGAUGCCACAUGUAUUGCAUUGCACCGCACCCCACACCCACAGCACCCACACACAUGGCUGACUGUACAUUGUCAACAUGUGUGUGUCUGUCGUGUGCUGACAGCUACCACAAGCAGGACACGACCUUCGCUCUGCCCAAGGCGGUGGCGUACAUCACGAUGCACUCGGGGUAUGUGUCGUCGUCGCUCGAGGGCCGCAUGACCUCCCUACUGUGGACCGAGGCUGUCUAUGAGGCUCUCAACGAGGUGGGUGCCCUGCGUAUGUGUGUGUGUGUGUUGGGAUCCCAACACACACACAUGAGGGUCGUGUGGUGUGUGUGUGUCUUGGCUAUGCAGUACGCUUAUGAGGCAUCAAUGGCCGGGCUGAACUAUUCCCUGAAGCAGAAUGGCACAGGUGAGUCAGGUGCACACACACUCCCACAGCCACAGCCACACACUCACACACAGGGGUAGAUUGGGCCCUCUCUGCGUGUGUGUGCGCGCGUGUGUUUGUGUGUGUGUGUGUAGGCGUCCAGCUGGACAUCGGUGGGUUCAACGACAAGCUGCCCGUGCUGCUCAAGGCCAUCAGCGAGAAGAUGACAGCAGGUCGGUGUGUGCCUUGUGUGCCUUGUGUGCUGUGUGUCCUCGCGACCUGCAGCUGCGCCUGGAUGCAUCUGCAGGCGACUUCAAGGGCGACAUUCUGAAGCUAGUCGCCAACAUCACUCACAGGCAGCUCAGGAACGCCGCUUACAAACGGCAGCCGUACCUGCAGUGCAUGAACCGCCUCUCCGUUGCGGUCACCACCCCCGCACACAGCGAAAUCGAACAGGUCUUCUCACUCCAGACAAGACUGACACACCCAUGCAGUUGGUUAAGUGUCUGUCUGUCUGCCUGCAAUCAUCCGUCCAGUUCACGGCGAUGCAGUCCCUGCUGGAGGGCAUGAGCCUCACGGCUGACGAUGACGACAUGGACACACCGCAGCAGCAGGUCCGUCCAUCCACACAAACACCACCUACACAGGCCUUGGAACUUCCGUGUGUGUGUGCGUGUGCAGCACUGUGGUCUGAGCAACGACGCUGCUGGCACCAGCAGCAAUGGCGUGGCAGCAGCGGACAAGGCAGACAACAAUAAGGCCGAGACCGAGGCGGCUGCCCUGCAGCGGAUUAAAGGCACUCUCGACGGGAUACACAACGACAUUCUCAAUGGUGGGUGCACUGCAGCCGACAUACACACGCAGCACAUCCACCCCCCACCACACACACACACCCCUCUGCUAUUGUGUUGGUUGGUGGCCAGGCUGUUUUGUGGAGGCGUUGGUGAUCGGCAACAUCACCGCAGAUGAGGCGGGAGAGCUCAUCAGCACCUUUCUGAAGGUCCGUGGCGUGGAGUGACAUACACACACAGCUCUGUCCACACAUCAUCGACCCGCCCGCACUCAUACGCUGCCCAUGUGUAUUGUGUCUUCAGGAGUUGUCGGUCGAGCCCUCCGCCCCGCCCACUCCGGUGCUGCGGAAGGCCCUCAAGCUGCAGCCCGACAUACGACAGAUGUAUCGGUGCAACGGCGCCAACCCUGACGACCCCAACUCGGCCAUCUGCGUGGCCAUACAGGUCAGGUGGGCACCCACCCCAUCUGUAUGUGUGUGUGUGUGUGUGUGUGCAUGGCUUGGCUUGGCUUGGCUUGGCUUGACCGUGGUGGGGUCAUUCAGGUUGGUGAGCUGUCUGUGCGGACGUCGGCCCUCACUGACGUGUUGGCCAACUGGAUCGGCCAGACCUUCUACGACGACCUCCGAACCAAACAGCAGCUCGGGUGGGUACCCACCUACCACUGACAGGACAGAGAGAGAGUGAGACCAGAUGAGAUGAGAUGUGGUGUGUGUCGUUCGUUCGUUGUAAAUCAAUCAGGUACAUCGUGGCUUCGUACGCCCGCAUCGCUGCGCGCUCGCUGUCGCUGGCCUUCCUGGUGCAGUCCACCUACUCGCCCGAUGAACUGCUCGCAAGGAUUGAGGUCUGCUACUUUCCGUCCAAUGGAUGACAGACACAUGAGGGGUGCGAGGGUGCGUGUGUCUGUCUGUGUGGUUCCUGUGUCUGUGUGUGUGUGCAGCUGUUUCUGAAGUGGCUGGUGGAAACGGCGGUCGAAGGCGAGCUGACUGAGGAGACUUACGCGUGAGUGAACGACCCCCACAGAACAGACACACACACGCACUGGACGAGUGUGUGUGUGUGUGCGUGGCUGGCCAGGCUGCAUCAGCAGGCGGUGGUCACGGUCAAGUCGCAGAAGCCCAAACGCAUCAACGAGGAGGCGCAGAGGUGCGCGUGUGUGUCUUGCCUGCCUACACCCGUGUGAGUGCACUGACUGCAGACAGACAUGUGUGUGGUGUGGUGUGCAGGUAUUUGGCUGAGCUCACUAUCCGCCGCUUUGAGUUCGACCAUCUGGACAAGGAAAUCGAUAUCAUCAAGUGCGUCCGCACCGCGCACAAGCCAACACCUGUGGCCGCACAUUGAAAUGCUUCGCUGUGUGUUUGCUGCAUGGGCUGUCAGGUCGACAUCUCUCUCGGAGUUCCGUGAGUUUGUCCGCGAGGUCUUUACCUCAUGUCCGCGGCUGGCCGUCCUCAUCGACAGCCGGCAGCCACACAAACACAUUGACGACACACAAACCAAGGACACACACGUGAGCAGGGAGAGAGAGAGAGAGAGAGAGAUGUGUGUGUGUGUUGGUGUCUUUGUUUGUGUCUGGCUGUCGUGCAGGACGUCAUGGGCAAGUACGCGUCAUUCGGUGACCUGACGGCGUUGCGGAGGGACCCGAGUGCGGCCUUCUACGAGACGCCGGCUGAUAUCGAUGGCUGGUGAUAAGUGACUACGUGGAGGGAGUGGCGGGAUGGGGGGCAUGUGUCUGUCGUGUGCAGCUAGAACCAUUCAUCACACCCACGAAAGAGGCGCGCGUGUGCAGUGCGGUUGACGUGACAUGAAUGACCCUGUGCCUACCGACUGACUGACAGACAGACGCCCAGACGCUGCUGGUGGGUACGAUGUACCCUUUGCAGUGUGUGUGUGUGUGUAAGUAUGGCACGUGCAUGCGUUGGGUGCAAUCAUUCACGC